AUGACAAUUGAUCUUUAUAUAUUUGCAGCUAGUUCGGCUCUCACGGGUCUGGUAUUUUAUUAUUUGGCUGGAGCAGAAUGGUCACUUUGGCAUUUGUUUGCGAUUCCACUGUAUACAUUUGUCUUUGUUGUUUUCUUAUCAUUGAGUAUUAUAAAACGUUUUAAAUCUUUAUCGAAGCCGUUGCAAUCAUUAACAAAAAUAAUUCGUCAAGAAAAAAAUGGAAUUACAAUUGUUUUUGGUUCAGUUACAGGAAAUUGUCGAACAUUUGCUCAAUUAACUUAUGAUAAAUUAUCGAAAGAAUUAAAUUAUCAAGUUAUUCUUCAAGAUUUAAAUGAUAUUACUGAUCCAGAAGAAUUUCUUCAAAUACAAGCUAAAAAUCAAAGAAAAUUAUUAAUAUUUAUUUCAACAUAUGAAGAUGAUACACCACCACCAUCAGCUAAAUGGUUUGUUAAUCAUUUACAAGAUGCUGCAACUGAUUUUCGUGUUUCAAAAAAUGAACUUGAAAAAUUAACCUAUGCUAUAUUUAGAUGUGGAAAUUCAUUUUAUAAUGAUAAUUUUAAUACAGUAGCAAAAGAACUUGAUCGAUGUUUAUCAGAAUUAGGAGCUAAAAAAUUGAUACCAACUGAAUUAGCUGAUGAAAAUUCGGGAAAAAGUAUCUAUGGAGGUCGCGAAGGACAUUAUUCAAAAUGGUCAUCUCAAUUGAAAUCAGCUUUUCAAUCACCAAAAACCGACAAAUGUGAUUGUUCAAAUGAGAAUUCAAUAAAGUGUUGUCAAUCAUUAACAAAUAAUGAUCAUCCAAUUGAGAAAAAGGAGAAUGAUGAACAAUUGAGAAUUGAAAGUGAUGAUGAUGAUGAAGAUGAAGGAUGUAAAAAUGGUAAUGAUGAUAUUAUGGAUUUAGAAGAUAUGGGAGAUUAUAUGGCAACACAUUCACCAACUAAAACAACCAAAGGUCCUCCAAAAGAGAUGAUUACUCCAGUAAUACGUAAAUCAUUAGAAAAACAAUGUUAUAAAUUAAUUGGUACUCAUUCCGGUGUUGAAUUAUGUCGAUGGACAAAGUCAAUGUUAAGAGGACGUGGAGGAUGUUAUAAACAUACAUUUUAUGGAAUUGAAAGUCAUCGUUGUAUGGAAACAACACCAAGUCUUGCAUGUGCAAAUAAAUGUGUUUUUUGUUGGAGACAUCAUACAAAUCCAGUUGGUACAUCAUGGCAAUGGAAAACUGAUGAUGCUCAAACAGUAUGUCAAGGUGCUAUGGAAAAUCAUUAUAAAAUAAUUAAUACAUUUAAAGGUGUACCUGGUGUAUUACCUAAUCGACUUGCUGAAGCUAUGAAAAUUCGUCAUUGUGCAUUAUCACUUGUUGGUGAACCAAUUAUGUAUCCGCAUAUAAAUGAAUUAAUUGAUUUACUUCAUUCAAAACAAAUAAGUUCAUUUCUUGUUACUAAUGCACAAUUUCCUGAUGAAAUAAAAUCAUUAGAACCAGUUACACAAUUAUAUGUUAGUGUUGAUGCAGCAACAAAAGAAUCAUUAAAAAGAAUUGAUCGUCCAUUAUUUCGUGAUUUUUGGGAACGAUUUUUAGAUAGUUUACGAGCAUUAAAAGAUAAAGGUCAACGUACAGUAUAUCGUUUAACAUUAGUUAAAGAUUAUAAUACUGAAGAAAUUGAACAAUAUGCUAAAUUAGUUGAACUCGGUCAUCCUGAUUUCAUUGAAGUUAAAGGUGUUACUUAUUGUGGAGAUUCAAAUGCAAGUCAUUUAACAAUGGCUAAUGUUCCAUGGCAUGAAGAAGUUGUAACAUUUGUUCAAUUUCUUUGUGAUCGUUUACCACAAUAUGAUAUAGCAUGUGAACAUGAACAUUUAAAUUGUCUUUUACUUGCGCAUAAUAAAACACGUGAGAUUGUUUCUUUUGUGAGAGAAGCAAAUGAUACACUUGUAAUAAAUUUAAUUAAAUCCGGCAUUAAAACACAAUCAGUACAUCGUAUGGAAAAUGGUCAAUAUCAAGUUGACUUUUCGGUUAAUGGAAGUCCUUUUUGUUUCAGCGUAGCUAUUGAUGAUCAUAUUGAUAAAAAUCGACAAUUGGUAAACGAUAAAAUACCUGAUUUUAUUCGCGAGUUGGAACAAACAUUGGGCCAAGUAUCACGAAAAAUCUACAAUUUGAAUAGAGAACGUGGUAAACAACAAUCUAAUACUCAACAAGAACAACACCAUGGUCCUACACACAAAAAAAGAACAAGUUUUCGAGGUGAACCAGCACAAAAUUUUAUUGAUCGAGAAGAUUAUCUACAAGGUGCACAGGCAGCUAUUGGUUGGCGUCACCCGGCUCCUGCUCGUCAAAGACAACAUGUUGCACCUGAUCGUGGACCACGUGAUGUACCAAAUCCACAACCAAGUGUUGCUCCAUCUCAAUCACAAAAUUAUGAUUAUAUUUAUGCACCAUACUAUACAUCAGGUCCACGAUUAGCAGAAUAA
Rotaria sordida is the source of this 2460-nucleotide messenger RNA. Lineage: Eukaryota; Metazoa; Rotifera; Eurotatoria; Philodinida; Philodinidae. The record is from the annotation of a GenBank genome assembly.